CAUUGGUUGUCAACGGCUCUCCGCGAGGAGAGGACCCGAGAAGGGAGGGGGGAGGAACGGACCCCCUCCGUUCUAACGGGCUUGAUUGGGCGGCCGGGGUUCCAAAGGGGUGUGGCCGGCCUUGGCCGAGGGCUAUAAAAGUCUUUGCUAGGCACCGGCCACCCUCAUUAAAGUGAGGGUGGCAGAGGCGAGUUCUUAGCAGCCUGGAGGGGGCGAAACGGAGGGGGGGAGGCUAUCUGAUAUCCUGUUACCCCCCUCCUCACCGUAAAUACAUGAAAAAGGAGGAACUUCUUAAACGAGAGGGUCUGGCGUCUUCUCAAUAGGGAUAGAGGCUGUCUGACACCCCCACCCCCAAAUCUAGACCCCCAGAGUGCUAGGUUAGGGGGUAGGUGCAUGAUCAAAAGUGAUUUAAGUAUAGAUCAAGACGCAUAUGUGAUCCUUCCAAAGAUCAGGGUUAAAUUGUGCUACUUUACAACCCUCUGUGCAGACCCAACACAAUGAAUUCCAAUGUAGAAAAUUUGCCUCCCCACGUGAUCCGGCUGGUUUACAAGGAAGUCUCCACUCUGACCUCGGACCCACCUGAGGGCAUCAAGGUAUUCCCCAACGAGGAGGACAUCACAGAUGUGCAAGUCACCAUCGAGGGACCUGAGGGUACCCCAUACUCUGGUGGCCUCUUCCGCAUGAAGCUGAUCCUCGGCAAAGACUUCCCAGCCAGCCCACCCAAAGGCUACUUCCUGACCAAAAUCUUCCACCCUAACGUGGGCGCCAACGGGGAGAUCUGCGUCAAUGUCCUCAAGAAGGACUGGAAAGCGGAACUGGGCAUCCGGCAUGUCCUGCUGACCAUCAAGUGUUUGCUCAUCCACCCCAAUCCGGAAUCGGCCCUGAAUGAGGAAGCAGGGCGCCUCCUGCUGGAGAACUAUGAGGAGUACGCCUCACGGGCCCGCCUCCUGACGGAGAUCCACGCCCAGCCUUCCUCCGGCCUGCGCACCAAGGACCCCGCUGAGCCUUGCUCCUCUUCGGCCAGUGCCUCUGGGGAGGGCCCCAUGGCCAAGAAACACGCAGGCGACAGGGACAAGAAACUGGCCUCCAAGAAGAAGACCGACAAGAAGCGAGCUCUCCGGCGGCUUUAGGGGA
Elgaria multicarinata webbii is the source of this 1134-nucleotide messenger RNA. It is a transcript of the gene UBE2S, whose product is annotated as ubiquitin conjugating enzyme E2 S. The record is from RefSeq and is a predicted model, not a curated record. The transcript has 4 exons. Bases 498 to 1130 code for a protein of 210 amino acids. NCBI's taxonomy places the organism in Eukaryota, Metazoa, Chordata, Lepidosauria, Squamata, Anguidae.